AUGAACUGGGCUUUCCUUCAAGGCCUCCUUAGUGGGGUCAAUAAAUAUUCCACCGCCUUUGGGCGCAUCUGGCUGUCGGUGGUCUUCGUCUUCCGUCUGAUGGUGUUUCUGGUGGCGGCCGAGAAGGUGUGGGGGGACGAGCAGAAGGAUUUUGAGUGCAACACCAAGGAGCCAGGUUGUACCAACGUCUGCUACGACCACUUCUUUCCCGUGUCUUACACUCGCCUGUGGGCUUUGCAGCUCAUCUUUGUCACCUGCCCUUCCCUUUUGGUGGUUCUGCACGUUUCAUACCGGGAGGAACGGGAACGCAAACACACGUUAAAGUAUGGCGAGGGCUGCCCUCGUCUCUAUGCCGACACGGGCAAGAAACGCGGUGGGCUGUGGUGGACAUACUUCUUCAGCUUGCUCUUCAAAUUGAGCGUUGAUGCUGUCUUCAUUUUCUUGGUCUUCUACAUCUAUGAGGCAAAGUUUUUUCCUUUGUUGGUGAAGUGCACUGAGGCACCCUGCCCCAACGUGGUUGACUGCUACAUCGUCCGACCCACAGAGAAACGCAUCUUCAUGGUCUUUAUGGUGGUGACCAGUUUCAUCUGCAUUUUGCUCACCCUGUUUGAGAUUUUCUACCUCAUUGGUAAACGCUGUUAUGAAUGUUGUACAUCAAACCGUCACAAACAGGAAAACCAUCUUGCUCUUGUAACCCUAUCGGCCAUUAAACAAAAUGAAGAUAACUUAAAGGAGCCAGUCUUGCUGAGAAAGGUUGAAGAUCAUAACCCAUCUGAUGAUGCCAACAGUGCCCCAGCAUACAGCGUGGCCAUCUCCUGA
Molecule: messenger RNA, 819 nt
Organism: Chanos chanos (milkfish)
Lineage: Eukaryota; Metazoa; Chordata; Actinopteri; Gonorynchiformes; Chanidae
Product: gap junction beta-4 protein-like
Exons: 1
Coding region: 1-819 (272 amino acids)
Biological process (GO): cell-cell signaling
Cellular component (GO): connexin complex
Molecular function (GO): gap junction channel activity
Source: RefSeq, a predicted model, not a curated record